GCGGCGCGAGGCCGGCGGGCCGGCAGGGAGAGGCGGGGGGCGCGGGGCAGCCCCGCCUUUCCCCCGAGGAGCCGCCGGGCGGCCAUAUUGCGGAGCUGUCUGCGGUGGCGGCAGCGUCUCUUCUCUUCGGCGGCCCGGCGCUCGCACUACCGCCUCGCUCUCCCUACCGCAGCCGUGACACCCGGCGCCGCCUCGCAGGGUCCCAGCCGCACGCCAGGCGGGAAGGAGUUGCUCGCUGUCGGAAGGCGACAACAGAAUUCAUAGAAGUAAAGAAUUUUUAAAGACGGUAACAAAUAGAGAAGAAAAAUGCCGAAACCAAUCAAUGUAAGAGUAACUACAAUGGAUGCUGAGCUGGAAUUUGCUAUUCAGCCCAAUACAACAGGCAAACAACUUUUUGACCAGGUGGUGAAAACAGUUGGUUUGCGUGAGGUCUGGUUUUUUGGGCUGCAGUAUGUGGACAGCAAAGGUUAUUCUACUUGGCUUAAAUUAAACAAAAAGGUGACACAGCAAGAUGUAAAAAAAGAGAAUCCUUUACAGUUCAAGUUUAGAGCUAAAUUUUUUCCUGAAGAUGUUUCUGAGGAAUUAAUUCAAGAAAUAACUCAGAGACUUUUCUUCUUGCAAGUUAAAGAAGCCAUCUUAAAUGAUGAUAUAUAUUGCCCACCAGAAACUGCAGUUCUUUUGGCUUCCUAUGCUGUACAAGCCAAAUAUGGAGAUUAUAAUAAAGAGAUUCAUAAACCAGGCUACUUGACUAAUGAUAGACUCCUACCCCAACGUGUUUUGGAACAACACAAACUGACAAAAGAACAAUGGGAAGAAAGAAUACAGAACUGGCAUGAAGAACAUAGAGGAAUGCUAAGGGAAGAUUCUAUGAUGGAAUACCUGAAGAUUGCACAAGAUCUAGAAAUGUAUGGAGUCAACUAUUUUGAAAUAAAAAAUAAAAAGGGAACUGAAUUGUGGUUAGGUGUUGAUGCUUUGGGUCUGAAUAUUUAUGAGCAUGAUGACAAGUUAACACCUAAAAUUGGUUUUCCCUGGAGUGAAAUCAGAAAUAUUUCAUUUAAUGACAAAAAAUUUGUUAUAAAGCCAAUCGACAAAAAGGCACCUGAUUUUGUUUUUUAUGCUCCUCGUCUGAGAAUCAAUAAGCGGAUUUUGGCUUUAUGUAUGGGAAACCAUGAACUAUACAUGCGAAGACGGAAGCCUGAUACUAUUGAAGUACAACAGAUGAAAGCUCAGGCUAGGGAGGAGAAACAUCAGAAGCAGUUGGAAAGGGCACAAUUAGAAAAUGAAAAGAAGAAAAGAGAAAUAGCAGAAAAGGAAAAGGAAAGAAUAGAACGUGAAAAGGAAGAAUUAAUGGAACGUCUGAGGCAAAUUGAAGAACAGACAAUGAAGGCCCAGAAAGAACUAGAAGAACAGACUCGCAAAGCUCUUGAGCUAGACCAGGAACGGAAACGAGCAAAAGAAGAAGCAGAAAGGCUUGAAAAGGAGCGUCAAGCUGCUGAAGAGGCGAAGUCUGCUAUAGCAAAACAGGCUGCUGAUCAGAUGAAGAAUCAGGAACAGCUGGCAGCAGAACUUGCUGAAUUCACUGCCAAAAUUGCACUUCUAGAAGAAGCUAAGAAGAAAAAGGAAGAAGAAGCUACCGAAUGGCAACACAAAGCUUUUGCAGCCCAGGAGGACUUGGAAAAGACCAAAGAAGAGCUAAAAACUGUGAUGUCUGCCCCCCCUCCCCCUCCGCCACCACCAGUCAUUCCUCCAACAGAAAAUGAGCAUGAUGAACAUGAUGAGAAUAAUGCUCAGGCUAGCGCUGAAUUAUCAAAUGAAGGUGUAAUGAACCAUAGAAGUGAGGAAGAACGUGUAACAGAAACACAGAAAAAUGAGCGUGUUAAGAAGCAACUCCAGGCAUUAAGUUCAGAAUUGGCCCAAGCCAGAGAUGAAACCAAGAAAACACAAAACGAUGUUCUUCAUGCUGAGAAUGUUAAAGCAGGCCGUGAUAAGUACAAGACUCUGCGACAGAUUCGACAAGGCAAUACAAAGCAGCGUAUUGAUGAGUUUGAAGCAAUGUGAGAGCUGUUAUUUUGCAUACAUGUUCUUCAUAAGCUGAACCACCAACAGAGAAAAGCAGGCCUUUGCAGAUGUGACGGAAUGCAUCCCACCUUGCCAAAGCACUUAUACCAGUUUGACUAUGGUAGCUAAAAGACACAUUUAAGGAGAGCCCUUCAACAUUAAGGCAGCAUGAUGUCAUGCUUCGUUUUCUAUUUCUUUUGGUCCAGGGAAUGGAGAACAGUGUUCCAUCACUUCCUUUCACAUUUUCCAUUUUCCAUUUUUUUUUUUCUGUUGAAGAUUAACACUAUCAUGUCUGACGAAUAUGUAUGUGUGGUUUGAGCACUUUGAACAUUUUAAAGGAUAAUGGUGACUUAGUGUUUAGACAGAGCAUUGUGUUUCCCUUGCCCUUCUGAUAUUCUACCUGCAUAUAUUUCCACAUUCUCUCUCAUUCAUAAAUUCUCAGUGUGCCCUUCUCAUAUCCUGCCAUGCCCGCAGUCACAAUUUGGCUUUCAGACAGAUCAUUGGCACUGUUUAAAAUGAGGGUAGGCAAGGUGGGCAGUCUUUGAUCACUGUGUAGAAGCUGGCUGUGAAUCAUGAAAAGGAUUAGAACAUUUUUAUAGUGUAGUGUGCAGUUGGUGGUUAAUUUUUUUAAAUCCCAAUUUAAUUAUGUUAUUGGAAAUUUGAUAUUGCUUACUUAAUUACAGUCAUCUUUGACAGAUGAAUUGCCUGGUAUUUCAUCUUUGCAGUCCUUUGAUGAUUUUCUUUGCCUCCCAAUUCACAAAGGUGUAGACAGCACGUAGUAGUUCCAUAGAAUUCAUUGAUGAAACACUACCUGCAAAUAACAGUUGAUCUGAAAGAUCUGAAUAGUACUGCUCUUUCAUAGAUUGAUUCAGAAAUAGAUGUUUUAAUAAAAGAAAAUGUACACUUGUUGGUGAUUGAUUUUAAUCAUUAAGUAAAACCUGGACCUUUCUGGAAGGGCAGCACAUGAAAACAUUGGUCCCAAGAAGGGACAGUAAAACUACCUCACUACUACACCUGCGAUAACUGGUUGUUCAAACGUAAUGGAGAGUGUAAGCUAUAUGUUUUAUAAUACAUACUAAUACUUUCUGUCAUGAAGGAAUAUUUUUGAAAUUUCAUUUUCCUUCAGAGUAUCUUAAGCGUGCUAAAUUUUUUAACUGCCUUUUUGUUGAGUUGAAUUGUGGGACUCUGUUUUGUAUGAAAACUGUAAGUUCUCACUGGUAUACUGUCUUCCUGGAGGGGUGUUUUAUGUCUGAGAAAGUAUGUGUGUGUGUCACGUGUGUGUGUGUGUGUUUGCAUGUAUGAAAGAGAAUGAAAAAGAGAUGUUGCCCUUGUACCAUAUGAAGAAUGUCUGUACCGUCAUUUCUUUAUAUAAUUACAUACUCAUUUUAGCAUAUUUGGUUUCCAAUCAUUGUGUUAAUUUUUAUCAGUCUCUAAGAAUACUUAAAUUUGGUUUGUUAAGCCUAUUUUAGAACUUUAUAAUUUUAGUUUAUAUUAAUUUCAAUUACAUCUUACCGAAGAAAUCUUUCCAGUUAACUUGUUCUAACAUUUUCUUUAUUGUUAAACAGUUAGAUUUGAAGAUAGGGAGAGCCUUGUUUUCUCUGUGUGGUUCAGCUAUUUUCCAUUUGGUAUUAUGCAUUCAAAUUUACAUUUAUCUAUUAAAAUUGCCAUUUUAUUGAACAUUUUUCAUGCACAGCAGAUUCAAAUUAUGUCUGAAAAUAUCUCUUGUGCUGUUUUGAUUUUGCUGACUUUAAAGGAUUAAUCUGGGCAGACAUUAGGAAAAGGACAGGUUGUGUUUAAUAUAUUUUUUGGACUUGGUAGGACAAAAGGUAACUGGUAACUCUUGAAAUGACUGUUGUACAGUGGUUGUGCACAUGUUUCAAAACUCUCUGGAUGACAGUGUUUCUACUUGCAGCACAUCAGAUGGUGAGCCCUACAAUUAAUGUUUUUUAAGACAUAAGUGUUCACUUUUCCAAAGCUUUAAAGCAGUUGCCAUUAUAGAUGAAAAUCUGGUGUCCACUGGAUUUGCAUUAAUUUUACUCAUUUUGAAUUGUGUGUACUACCAUUGCUAUAUCAGUUUGAUAUCAGUGUUGAAAACCUUCCAGUUAUAUUUGCUGUUUAUAAUCUAUUUGUAGAUUAGGAUUAAAAUGGAUUUAAUCCAUUCUUAAAGCUGUGUGAAUUUUUCUAAACAGGAACAACCAUUUGUAAUAUGGGUUUUAAUAGUGAUUAAACCAAUUACAACUUCUGUCAUUAGGAGUUGAGAGCACAUGUUCAUAUAGUAAUGUAAAAAUAUAUUAAUGAGAUGUGGUAAAUUCCAGCAGGCUUUUACCAUUAGCAUAAUUUUGUGUUGUACAAUUAAGUUACGAUUACAUCUACAAUUUUGGAUAACAUUCAUUGGUUAACAAUAAAGUGACAAAAGCACA
This is a messenger RNA of Choloepus didactylus (southern two-toed sloth), 4478 nucleotides long. It is a transcript of the gene RDX, whose product is annotated as radixin. The transcript has 14 exons. Gene Ontology annotation, cellular component: apical part of cell; adherens junction; cytoskeleton. Gene Ontology annotation, biological process: regulation of organelle assembly; positive regulation of protein localization to early endosome; regulation of cell shape. The coding region runs from base 307 to 2058 and encodes 583 amino acids. Gene Ontology annotation, molecular function: actin binding; cell adhesion molecule binding. The record is from RefSeq and is a predicted model, not a curated record. NCBI's taxonomy places the organism in Eukaryota, Metazoa, Chordata, Mammalia, Pilosa, Megalonychidae.